AAAAGACAGCAAAAGUAUUGGAACACUGGCUUCAAGUGGAUAAGGUUUGACAUAUUUGACGACAUAACCCGGAAGGCCUUCUUACUCUGCUCAGUUUUGAAAAUGUGCUGCAGUUCUGCUCCAAAUCGGAGGCGUUUCCGCUGCACAUUUGGGUCACUCCAGGUGGCCAUUUUUAAGGAACAAAACAACAAUGGCGACCGUGGAAGAGCGUCUGCGCGAAACAAAUGGACUUAAGUGACCAGAUGAUACGUUUAAUGAUCCUGCGAAAUCGAUCGAGAAGGUGCGACGCGGCGCCGGGAGGAACGGCGAGUACGUCGUCGCAGCAUGUGACUCAAACGAGCGACGACAACCUCCGGAGCUUGCAACUUUUUUGGGGAUGUGAGGUGAUGCGCAGGGCAACGCGUAGGUCACGUGACGCAACGUGGGAGUAUAAAGCGGCCUUGCCCCUCCCCCCCAUCAAGUCCUUUGUUUUGUCAUCUUGUCUUGUCACGUGACAACAACAAAGGACAACACGAGCAUUCUUCUCCUCCAAAAAAAAUAAAAUGGUGAAAAGGUGUCGCGUGGCAGUGUUCUCACGCGCUCGGGAGUAGACGUUUGUUCAAGGACCGCUUGAGCGGAAACGAGCUCGACUUCACUCAAGAGGACUCGCCGAGCAAGCGAACAACCGAAGCCGAUGAGAGUUUGCGGGCUGGCAAGAAAGAAUCGAUUGAUCCGGCCAACCGCUGACGUCACGGCGCGUGGCGUCCGACCUCCUCAAAAGCGCCUCUCGCGCGUCGCCGGCACGUCACAACGCCGCCGCCGCCGCCGGUCCGCAUCUCCGAUCCGCCAUCUUCACCGCUGCAGGCCUCUCUGAUGGGAUUUGGAGAAAGAGACGACAUGUCUGCUCGUCGCAACCACGAGAUGAGUGCGGUGCUGAGGGCGUCGCACCUUCCCCUGGUCCGCUCGGCACUGCAGUCGGUGACCUCGGCGUACUCGGAGGCCAAAAGCCGCUACCCGCUGCUGGGCCUGGUGGGCGGCGUGGCCGAGGUGGGGGUCCGAAACGCCUCCAUGGUGGCCUUGAGCCGCGCCGCGCCCCUCACGCAGACCCUCGGGCCUCAGAUUGAGAUGGCCAACAGUUUUGCCCUGGUGGGUCUGGACCAACUGGAAAGGACCUUCCCCAUCCUCAACCAGUCCACCGACGAGGUGGUGGGUCACCUGAAGGACGCCUUCUUCCUAACUCUGGACGACAUGCAGCUGUGGCUGGCGGACGGGAUGGACCGAGCCCUGGACCGGGUGGAACGUCUGUCUCACGGCGCCUGGACGGUGGUGAGGCAGCUGCAGGACUCGCAGGUGGGACGCGCCGCCUCGUGGGGUCUGGACGACGUGCUCGGGCGCCUGGAGAACGCCAGCGCCUACUACAUGCCGCUCCCGCCCACGCUGCGUCGCGAGUGGGAGAUGCGGGUUCAGGAGUACGAGGACGAAGACGACGACGACGAGCCCGGCGCGUGGACGCGGGUCCGCGCCCUCCUCCUGAGCAUCAGCCUGCAGCUUUACCACCGCAUGGCCAAAGUCCGAGAACAGCUGGAGGACGCGGCCGGAACCCUGGGGGACGCCGUCCAAGCGGUGGGACUCGGGGCCGUCCUGGAUCUGCUGGGCCAGCUGUUGCAGUCCCUGCAGAGGCUGCUGGUGGCGCUGGUGUACCGCGCGGAGAGCCUGAGGGAGCUGAGCCUGGGCCGGCUUCGGGCUGGAGCCCUCGCGCUGGCCGAGCUCCGUCCCGUCCGGCAGACCCGAGAGCUCCCGUUGCAGGUCCGCCGCCUCCUGGGGGAUCUCCGAGAGCUCUCCAAGAUCCUCGUGCAGCUGGUGAUCAAUGCCACGCCGCUGUACACCAUGCUCCGGCAGCCGUCUGACAAAGAGGUGGAGGACUUCCUGAACCAGGAAGACGUCCGCCCGGACGGCUCGGCCAACAGCCUCUUCCUGAAGGCCAUGGACGGACGUCCUCGGCGGCGCAAGUCUCUCUUCUCGAGGGCCGCGCGCAGCCCGGGUAGCCCCGACACGGCCCCCCCGGGCCGCCGCUCCAGCCUGAAGCAGGACUCGGAGGGCGACGGCCCCCCCGCUCCUCCCGACGGCGCCGCCCAACGCCGUCCGUCGGCCGCCGAGCUCAUCCUCACGCCGCUCAAGGAGUUGGUGUCGCAGAGCCAAAAGGCUUUCGAGUACCUCAACCCCAACUCCGUCAACAGCGCCGCCGACUGACGGAGCCCCGCCGCCACUGCGCGCCGCCCCCGCUCUUAACUCCCAGUCGAUGGCAGUCUGCGCGUUCGCCUUCGCCGACGGAAUACCAGCCAAACUAGUGAAUUUAGCCGUUGCAAAUGACACGUUUCAAGACGCCUUUCUGUCAGACGGCGUCCCCGUAGCUCAAAAAAUUGGCGCCUUCUUGCCUUUCCAGCGUCUUGCCAUCCUUCCUUGCGGUUCCUUCCGCUUCCCCCGGACUCCUCGCCGCACGCGCCGCCCGGGAAUUGCCCUUUGUUCCGCUCUCGCGAGGCUAAGCUAAAAGCAACUGCUCUCUGCUCACUUGGAAACUGGUCUUCCAAUAAAGCUUGUGGCACCUCCA
Molecule: messenger RNA, 2587 nt
Organism: Syngnathoides biaculeatus (alligator pipefish)
Lineage: Eukaryota; Metazoa; Chordata; Actinopteri; Syngnathiformes; Syngnathidae
Gene: plin6
Product: perilipin 6
Exons: 9
Coding region: 853-2229 (458 amino acids)
Biological process (GO): lipid storage; positive regulation of triglyceride storage
Cellular component (GO): cytosol; lipid droplet
Source: RefSeq, a predicted model, not a curated record